Molecule: messenger RNA, 1696 nt
Organism: Amborella trichopoda
Lineage: Eukaryota; Viridiplantae; Streptophyta; Magnoliopsida; Amborellales; Amborellaceae
Gene: MPB2C
Product: movement protein binding protein 2C
Biological process (GO): plasmodesmata-mediated intercellular transport
Molecular function (GO): microtubule binding
Source: RefSeq, a predicted model, not a curated record
ACUUCAACAGCACUCCUUUCUCAGCAGUUAAUGCGUUUUUACUUCUGCAAAAAAAAAAACGCUUUGAAUUAUCAGAAAGCUCAGUGAUUUUCACCUACAUUUAUUUGCACUAGAUUUUGCUAGGUUUUUUAUGUUUUUUCUUCUUGGAUCUGUCUCUCAUCGCGAAAUGUAGGAUCGUAGUAGAUUUGUAUGGGGUUUUCCAAAACACCAGUUUUUGAAUUCCCAGAAGUGCCAUGUGAUCUAGUUUUGCCUCUUUUGCCCUGGAAAUUUCUGAGGUUCUUUCUGGAUCUCACUUCCAUGGACAAAUUCUAGGGUUUUUGUUACUUUUUUUUUUAGGGUUCUUCUGGUCAUGGCCAUGGAGCAACAGUAUUUCAGGGACAACAGUAAAGGAUGGCUCUCUGAGCAGUCAUCCCCUACUUCUACAUCCCAUCCUAAUGGAAACGUGGAUAGAGUUCUAUUCAAAAACCUUGUGGAAAUCGUACCUCUUGUUGAGUCUCUUAUGGAUCGUAGACCAAACUCAUCAUUCACGCGCCGCUCUUCUCUAAUAUACACACGCACUCCAUCCAGAGAUUCAUACACAAGGAAGGUGGUUGAGCCAAAGGGAAGGAAAACAGUUCAAGCCACCUCUAAAUCAAGGAGAGAACCAGGGGACAAGGGAGACAAUUGUGAUGGCGGUGCUGAUGAAUUUGUGAUAUCAUCAAAGGGACUGGUCUCUGAUAGGGAUAGAGAGGAAUUACUUCUCCUAAGGGAACGGGUUGAGGAGCUACAAAAGAAACUAUUUGAGAAGGAUGAAAUUCUAAAAUCUGCAGAGAGUUCUCUGAACCAAAUGAACUUGGUCCAGGUAUCCCUGGAUGAACUGAAACACCAGGUUGAGGAAAAAGACACCUUCAUCAGAUCUGUGCACCUGCAACUCUCUGAUGCAAAGAUCAAGCUUGCAGAUAAGCAAGCUGUGCUGGAGAAGUUAGAGUGGGAAGUAAAGACGUCAAAUCGUAAAACUGAGGAGCUUCGUCAGCACCUAGACUCUAUGCACAAUGAGGUUGGUACUCUCAUGCAUAUAUUCGAGACUGCAGAGGAGAAAGACUCGACAGUACUAAUUGACGAUGAUGAUUGGACGAUUGAUGACUCCUUGGAUCUGCUUCCUGCUAUGGAACCCAUAGAUGAUAACCAGCUACAUGCCAUGGAAGAAGCACGAAAAGCGUACGUAGCUGCCUUGGCUGUUUUGAGAGAGAACCCAGAUGAGUCUUCUCUUGCAUUGGCAGCUCAUUCGAGAUUAGAGUUACACAGGCUUCUCUUCCCAGAAAAGCAUCUUAAAACUCAAUACCAUGAUUUGUGUGUAACAUACUAAGGAAGCACCUAAAUAUGAGUUUGCAAAAACUUCUGUUAUGAGAUCAAAUAGAAAGGGAUGGUUUAGAAUAGUCUGUGUUUGUGGUUUUGGGGCGCCAUAUUUAUCAUUGUUAGUAAUGUUGUUGUUUAUUGUAUAUAUGUUAUGUUUUUAUCUCUAACAAUAUGGUCUUGUACGAUGAACUUGGAAAGAGCAUAGAACCCCCGCAUGAGAGAUUCUUUUCCACUGAAAGUAAGAGGUUUCUAGGGGAGUUAUAUCAAGUUCCAUUGUUGGGAAAUAGAGAAUAUUUUGGACUGGGAUAUUGCAUAUCAAAUGAUUCAGGAAAUAAACAAUCUCAAAAAAUAUUUAUUUUGA